Messenger RNA from Lactuca sativa (garden lettuce), 2244 nucleotides. Its product is annotated as polyadenylate-binding protein-interacting protein 7. NCBI's taxonomy places the organism in Eukaryota, Viridiplantae, Streptophyta, Magnoliopsida, Asterales, Asteraceae. The record is from RefSeq and is a predicted model, not a curated record.
UAGCGUGUCAACGUGUUUAUGUGUGGGUACAUGGAUACUUGGAUAGGUUGCUGAGGCUCCCUUCUCUUUAUUUGUGGUGGGUGGAUAUCAGGGUUUCUUCCACAUCAAAUUAUCAAAACCAAAAACACUCGUCAACGAACAGCUCUCAUCUUCAUACCCUCAGAUUCACACAUACAUACGCGAUAACCUCUCCAAAAUCAUCUCCAUACUUCUUAUCAGUCACUGUCUCUGCUUUUCGUUUAACAAUUUUCACAUAUUCUGUUUAGAUUUAUCUAACUUCCAUCGUCAAUGGAUCGUUUGUGUAUGAUUUCGUCGAUCCUCGAGCUUCGCAAAGGAUUUGGGUAAUGCUGGUUGCAACUGGGAGGUUCUUUCAUAUGCUGUUAAACUAACUUUAUUUUCUUGCCACAAAGAAUAAUGAGCCUACUCAAUAAAGGGGCUUCUGCCAUUGAUAAAAACCUUAGCACAACAGGGAAGGCAAAAACUUUAAAUCCAGAUGCUGCAGAAUUCGUUCCAUUUUCUCUAAGAUCACCAUCUGGAAACACACGUUCUUCAGACACAUCUAAUUUUGGCAAUUUUAGUGCUUCAACGCCAGGGAAAUCAAUACUCAAAAGAUCAGAAUCUUCUGUAUCAAAUAAUUCAGAUGAUGAAGCCCACCAGUUCUGGCGUCACCAACUACCUGAUGAUAUAACUCCUGAUUUCCAUGUUGUGGGAGGAGAAGAAGAAUCUAAUGGAAAUGGAAGCAAUAGCAUUUCCAUUUCCAUUCCCUUUUCAACUUUGUCUAUAAUGGAUGUCAAUGGAAGCUCAAGGUUCCCUGAGCAACAUGAAUUAUCUCCUCAUCAAAUGAAUGGUGGCAGGUUUGGUAAUUUUCAUCAAAUGCAUGGUGAUCAGUUGCUUGGUGGGAUUAUAGAUGAGCCACUGCCACCCUACAAUGGUGAUAAUGGGCAAGGGUAUUUAGAUGAUAUGCUUAAUGAGGGUACAGAAGUAAAUUCUCUUGGAUUUUUAGCUUCCCAAUUUCCAGGUUUUGCAGCUGAAAGUCUUGCGGAGGUUUAUUAUGCUAAUGGAUGUGACUUGAAUUUGACAAUUGAGAUGCUGACUCAGCUUGAGCUUCAAGUAGAUAAUGGUCUGAAUCAGAAUCCAAACUCCAAAGUCUUAUCAUCACCAAAUCUGAGUGCUCUUGAUUUCCCUGCACUUUCUCCCACAAAUAAUCAUCACAUUGCACCAUUUUCUGGUCAACAAAAUGUCAACUCUUAUCUUUCUUUAGAGAAAGAUCUACUCAUGUUCAAAUCAUCCUCCACUUCUCCAUCACUUGGAGCAACCGAUUUUGCUUCAGCAGUUAGGAAAAUGGCAUCACAGGAUUCGAGUAUAUGGAAGUAUGAUAGAAACCCUUCUCCAAAUUCCACCAUUGGAUCAAGUAGAAGCUCUUAUUCCAGUGGUUAUGGGCCCCGUUCGGCUCCUGUUUGGCUUGAAACUGGUGAUGCAGUUGCAAAUAUGUAUUCUGAAAUGCGGGGUGAAGCUCGUGAUCAUGCACGUUUACGCAAUGCAUAUUUUGAACAGGCACGACAAGCUUAUCUUAUUGGCCAAAAGGCUUUAGCUAAGGAACUGAGUGUGAAAGGGCAAUUACACAACAUCCAAAUGAAAGCUGCUCAUGGAAAGGCUCAAGAAUCUAUCUACUAUCAAAGGAAUCCGGUAAGUCCAGAAAUGCAAGGGAAUGGAAGAGGAGGGCAGGAAAGGAUAAUUGAUCUUCACGGGCUACACGUGAGUGAAGCCAUUCACGUCCUGAAACGUGAUCUGAUGACGUGGCGUAACAUUGCCAGGUCAGCAGACCAGCGUGUCCAGGUGUACAUAUGUGUGGGGACAGGCCACCACACUAAAGGGACAAGAACGCCAGCUAGACUUCCGGUUGCUGUCCAGAGGUACUUGCUGGAGGAAGAGGGGCUUCACUACUCUGAACCCCAACCAGGGUUGCUCAGGGUUGUCUUGUAUUGAUUGCUUCAUUGAUUCAUCAGUUUUUGAAACCCUAAAAAAAGGGUUUAAAAACUCAUGUUAUUCUUGUAUGUAUGUAUGUAUGUGUACAUGGAAAAAAGAUUAGGAAAAAACUGGAAGUAAGGAGAGAGAGAUUAGGAAAAAGGAAAGAAAAAUGUAUCUGUGUAUUAUAUAAAAGGUGUAAUCAUGGGAUAUACAACUAUGUUUUGGUAGGGAUUUUUGAUUGGAGAUUUAGUGUAAAACAAAGAGAGUUGUUUGAAA